Messenger RNA from Salmo salar (Atlantic salmon), 974 nucleotides. It is a transcript of the gene tceanc2, whose product is annotated as transcription elongation factor A (SII) N-terminal and central domain containing 2. Lineage: Eukaryota; Metazoa; Chordata; Actinopteri; Salmoniformes; Salmonidae. The record is from RefSeq and is a predicted model, not a curated record. Gene Ontology annotation, cellular component: nucleus. Gene Ontology annotation, biological process: DNA-templated transcription.
UUCUUGAGGCUUUUUAAAUUUUUUAUUUAAAGUUUACACCAUACGGGGAUAAUACUAGAAAACAUCCUGAAUUUGAAGCUAUUUACGCAUUGUCAAUGCCACUGACAUCGAUCUACCGUUAGUACGUGAACUCGCGCCGCUUAGUUAAGAUGCCUGUGAACCGAACAAAAACACUCGCUUUCUUCGCAGGAGAACAAGUAUUUUGAAGAGUUGUUUUCCCUGUUCGUUUACGAACUCUUAAGAAUGAUUACAAAUUAAAUACUAUAUCGAUGAUCGGUCCCUCCCCCCAUCCAUAAAUAAAUCCAAGACACCUUGGAAAAUGGACAAAUUUGUGGUGCGUCCACCAAACGGGGAAGUACCCAAGGAAACGAAGGGUACAGAAAAGGUGUAUCGACAAGCAACUAUUGAGUCUCUACGCAGAGUGGUGGUGAUUGAGGACAUUGAAAGGUACAAGUCCAUGCUGGAACUGCCUGGUCAGACCAAGGAGAAUCUGCUUCUAGCCCUGGCAGAGCUCAACAAGAAGAUGCCGUCCAAGGAGGUGCUCAAGACAACCAGAAUAGGCCACACUGUUAACAAGAUGCGUAAGUAUCACUCCGACCCUGAGGUGAGUUCCCUAGCGGCUGAAGUGUACACUGUAUGGAGGCGCUUCAUUGAAGAGCACUCCAACAAGCCCUCCAUAGAAGUACGCUGUGACAAGCAGACUGAGGGACUGAGGAACAACGCCAGGAGAAUGCUGUCUGAAGCUCUGGAAGUGGAGACAGACAGUGGUCUGGUGGAGAACAUAGAGAGAGAGGUGUUCCACCAGAGUUCUCGGCUGGUCAGUGGAUCCUACAGACGGACUAUCAGGAAGCUGGUCUUUGCCCUCAAACACCAGCCAGAGGUCAGGGGUCAAGUCAAGGAGAGUAAGAUCCCAGUAAACCAGCUGGUGUCCACCCACAAGAAGUAAAUGCACUCUGUUCAGAAGCUUCUCUAUU